AUGUAUGAGAUAGGAAAAAUGAAUAGACAGAUGGCUGACAUUAUCUUUCAGGAGAGCAAGCUUGGAAACGUAGUCUCUGGCGGAGACAAGCCCGUAACUGGAGAAGUUUACUUUUCUGCAGUCAACGAAAUCUUCAAAAUCCUUUUGGACGAUGAAAAAUACCUGAGUGCAACCAUAAGAAAUUUUGAAUCUAAGGAGCAUCACAUCGUACAACCUCAAAAAGAAGAAGGGGAAGUUCCUGGGAUAGAAAAAAAGACUCUAGAAGUCAUGAAGAAAAUUCUUCAUUCCUCAAGGCGUCUUCUGUUUGAAAAUCCGGAUGGCCUUUUUGAAGUAAAGGAAUGGAACCCAGACAAUGCCUCUCUGUCCAUAGAAAACUUUAUGGACUCAAUCUCAAAAGAGGUAGGGAGAUGCAUUCUAGGGGAAGAUCCGAUUCCUGGCUUCAUGAUACUCUACAAGACAGGAAAGUAUAAUGACAUUGUAUCCCUCUUAGAGGAAAUUCCUCACAAGCCAAGCAUACUCGAUCUCAAGAUUACGGUUCCAAUAUAUGCACAGUGGGAUACCCUAAGAAAUCCCAUUGCUAGCAUAUCCACUUAUGUACUCCUGUCCAUCUUUUGCACCCGCCUCAAAGUAGAGUCAUAUGUUCUUCACCUAUACUCAUCAAUAUGGUCUUAUUCUUGA
Molecule: messenger RNA, 678 nt
Organism: Encephalitozoon hellem ATCC 50504
Lineage: Eukaryota; Fungi; Microsporidia; Unikaryonidae
Exons: 1
Coding region: 1-678 (225 amino acids)
Source: RefSeq, a predicted model, not a curated record